Molecule: messenger RNA, 546 nt
Organism: Mollisia scopiformis
Lineage: Eukaryota; Fungi; Ascomycota; Leotiomycetes; Helotiales; Mollisiaceae
Exons: 2
Biological process (GO): exocytosis
Cellular component (GO): Golgi to plasma membrane transport vesicle; cell tip
Molecular function (GO): guanyl-nucleotide exchange factor activity
Source: RefSeq, a predicted model, not a curated record
AUUGCAGCGGAAGCGCAGCGACAGAUCGAAGAUCUACAAGCACAAGUUCGACUGUUGACUCAAAAGGCUACGGCAGCAGUCGACAAGUGGGCAGACUACGAAGACGAAAUUCAACAGCUAAAGGCACAAGCACAGGCCCGGAAUUCGAAUGAAGCUGCAAGACAAGAAGAAGAGAGAGCAGGCAGCCCAAGCAGAUUUUCCUACCUCCCGGUACAGAACCGACUAUCGUCCUUCCUCAAUUCUCGCAAAUCAACUCCGAACUUGAAAUCCCCGCCUCCGCCGCCCACACCUUCAGCAACUGAUCUCGCAGCUGCUCUGACGAGAGAACAGGCUUUGAGGGCAUCUGCGGAAACCAAGUUGGACAACGCGAGUAAUGAACUGGAAGAGCUGAGCGCACAGUUGUUUGAGCAAGCUAAUGAGAUGGUGGCUACGGAGAGAAAGGCUAGAGCGAAGUUGGAGGAACGUGUGGAAGUCCUUGAGCGGAGAGAUGGGGAGAAGAGAAAGAGGCUGGAGAGGUUGGAGGGCGCGGUUGCAAGGAUCGAAAGG